Schistocerca serialis cubense is the source of this 696-nucleotide messenger RNA. RefSeq lists its product as uncharacterized. The record is from RefSeq and is a predicted model, not a curated record. The transcript has 3 exons. The coding region runs from base 1 to 696 and encodes 231 amino acids. Lineage: Eukaryota; Metazoa; Arthropoda; Insecta; Orthoptera; Acrididae.
AUGGCGCCGAUCGCGUUCUCGCGCGUGCGCUGCCUGCUGGAGAACUAUCUGCGCUCGGACGAGCGGCACCGCCCCAGGACACUCCCACGCGAACGCUGGAGCGCCCCGCCCACAGGAGUUCGUGCGCCCGGGUUCCCCCGCCAACGCCGCGCUCAAGAAGUACGUCCCGUAGAGUGGGCUGGAGCCGCGACGCGGCGCCGCCAGCGGACCUCACCACUGCCCAGCUGCAUCACCCCUGUCACCACGACCAUCGCCCGACGUGAGAGGCUGGCCAACCGGACGCCUUGCGCUGUGGAUUCAAAGCUUCAGGUCUCCAUCAACGUGGCCUGUCCCAGAGGCUUGACGAACGCAGUGGGCGUCUACCAGUGCGAGAUCCGAACCUGGAUCCUUGAGCCAGGAUUUUUGCAUCGGCCUUCACCUUCGUUGACGGGCAUCCCUGGCCCACUUACAGACUGUGUUUGGCCUCUACAGCAAGACACGAAGAACAGCUACAGUCGAAGUGAGAACAAGACGAACCAAAACAAGUUCCUCAUGGUGAGGAUCCAGCUAAUGACGCCAAAUUUAACGACGAAUUUGAACGUGUGGGGUGGUGCUCAGGAGAAGAUAGAUUCAACAGCUGUAAACUUUAGUUAUUUUUUUGGCAACAGUAAUCAGAAGGUGUUGUGCUGUGACCAAAAUCUGUACCCCAGUGUCUAG